GCAGGGCGGGGAGGGGAGCUCGGGAGAGAGCCCGGGGCUGAGUCACUGGGCGCCGGCCGCGGCGGCGCCGGCGGGAAGGUCUUCCGAGUCGGGGGCGACGAGCAGGGAAGCCGAUGACCGUCGUUCGCCGGCCGGACGGCCGGAGCCCGGGCGUGCCCUCAGCUCCCGGCAAGGGCUGCAGCCAAAGUCGGGGCAGACCUCACUCCCGCCAGGCCCGACGAGGCGGAGAGAGUCACCGAGUGCAGAGACUCAUUUCCCUUCAAUGCUGCUAGCCGACGACCCGACUGGCCCCCGGCGGUCAGACGCUCGGAAAGGGCCACCCCCUCCUCUCGUCCAUUCAUUUUUUUCACUUUUGAUUCAGCAUCAUUCACUGAUGGGCUGGGAUCACGACCUGAAGCGCCCGCGGUCGGUGGGGAAAGGGCUCCUGACUCUCCUCGCAGGGCGAUAAGUGCUGUCCUAGCGCUAUCAGUAGGGCGCCGCGCCAACUCUGAGGGCCUGUCUAAAUUCGUCAGCCUGUCCCUUCCCCCACUGCCCUUGCUGGCCGAGAGAGGGUAGGGUGGGGUGGAGCCGAGGGAGGCCGCAAUGGGGACCCUGAGAGGUGAGACUCUCUCACCUUCUGAGUGGGGAGUUCAAUUUUAGAGCUCAGAGCUUGCCCAGAACCCCCUGCCCCUGCCCCCAUUGAGGACAGAGGCAGCCCCCCGCCCUCCAAGUGAGCUGUGCACGUGUGGAUGUCGUUCCUGCAGCCCCUCUUCCAGGCCCCCUCCCCAGUCCUGCAGGACUCAGGUUACCCCUGGCCUUUCCUAAAGGGCACUCGUUCCUCUUUAACCUUUGCAAAAGAGGAAUAUAAUCCUGGGGAGAGGAGAGCCCCUCCCCUGUUUCUCCCCAGGAGUGGAAUUAAAAAUAAGGACUUUUAUUGGGGAACAGAAAGGAGGGGGUAGUCAUUGAUCUUUUGGGAAGGGGGCAGGUGUCUAGGGCCAAAGGCUUCUGUUUUAGGCUAUAGUGGGCACUUGGCUGCCAGCUGGGCUGGAGGGGGAGAUGGAGAGGGUGAGAGGCGGGGCUGGCUGGGGUACAGGGUGGCUGGAGGAUAAAUGCCCAGCCUGAGAGGGGGUGAGCUGACACUGUCCCAGCUGCCACCUAGACUCAGGAGCCCAGCGAAGAAAUCCCAGCCAUGGCCAUGCAGAAAAUCUUUGCCCGAGAAAUCCUGGACUCCAGGGGCAACCCCACAGUGGAGGUGGACCUGCACACGGCCAAGGGCCGAUUCCGAGCAGCUGUGCCCAGUGGAGCUUCCACAGGUAUCUAUGAAGCUCUGGAACUAAGAGAUGGAGACAAAUCUCGCUACCUGGGGAAAGGGGUCCUGAAGGCCGUGGAACAUAUCAAUAAGACUCUAGGCCCCGCACUGCUGGAAAAGAAACUAAGCGUGGUGGAUCAAGAAAAAGUUGACAAAUUUAUGAUUGAGCUGGAUGGGACAGAGAAUAAGUCCAAGUUUGGGGCCAAUGCCAUCCUGGGUGUGUCCCUGGCCGUGUGCAAGGCCGGAGCAGCUGAGAAGGGGGUCCCACUCUACCGACACAUUGCAGAUCUCGCCGGGAACCCAGACCUGAUCCUCCCAGUCCCUGCCUUCAAUGUGAUCAACGGGGGCUCCCAUGCUGGAAACAAGCUGGCCAUGCAGGAGUUCAUGAUCCUGCCCGUGGGAGCCAGAUCCUUCAGGGAAGCCAUGCGCAUCGGUGCCGAGGUCUACCACCACCUCAAGGGGGUCAUCAAGGCCAAGUAUGGGAAGGACGCCACCAAUGUGGGUGAUGAGGGCGGCUUUGCACCCAACAUCCUGGAGAACAAUGAAGCCCUGGAGCUGCUGAAGACCGCCAUCCAGGCGGCUGGUUACCCCGACAAGGUGGUGAUUGGCAUGGAUGUGGCAGCGUCUGAGUUCUAUCGCCACGGAAAGUAUGAUCUUGACUUCAAGUCACCUGAUGACCCCGCACGGCACAUCACUGGGGAGAAGCUGGGGGAGCUGUAUAAGAGCUUCAUCAAGAACUAUCCUGUGGUCUCCAUCGAGGACCCUUUUGACCAGGAUGACUGGGCUACCUGGACCUCAUUCCUCUCGGGGGUCAACAUCCAGAUCGUGGGGGAUGACCUCACAGUCACCAACCCCAAGAGGAUUAGCCAGGCCAUUGAGAAGAAGGCCUGCAACUGCCUGCUGCUGAAGGUCAACCAGAUCGGCUCAGUGACCGAAUCCAUCCAGGCCUGCAAACUGGCUCAGUCUAACGGCUGGGGGGUGAUGGUGAGCCACCGCUCCGGGGAAACCGAGGACACGUUCAUCGCUGACCUCGUGGUUGGGCUCUGCACAGGACAGAUCAAGACUGGUGCCCCCUGCCGCUCAGAGCGUCUGGCCAAAUACAAUCAGCUCAUGAGGUACAGUGGGUGCAGUAGGCCUGGGUGUAAGGAGCUGAGGGCUCUUGGGUUGGAAUAUCACAGCCCUGACUUUGUCUGCCUUCCAGGAUUGAGGAGGCUCUCGGGGACAAGGCUGUUUUUGCUGGACACAAGUUCCGUAACCCAAAGGCCAAGUGAGAAGCUGGAGGCCCCAGGAUUCCACGGGACAGAUCUAGGCCUUCAAGCCCUUCCUCCUGAAAUAAACACUGAUGCCAACCAAGGCAGUGGCCUGCUCGUUUGUGGGAGGGAGGGAGGAGACGCUGGCCUCUGGGCUGGAUGAGACAGGAGGUGAAGAAGUAGGGGCAGGAAGGGAAAACGGACAGGGAACCUGCUGGGACAAGGAGGAAGUGAGGGACUGGC
Molecule: messenger RNA, 2781 nt
Organism: Delphinapterus leucas (beluga whale)
Lineage: Eukaryota; Metazoa; Chordata; Mammalia; Artiodactyla; Monodontidae
Source: RefSeq, a predicted model, not a curated record